AUGCUGGACCAGGGGAGGAGCCUAGAGCACUUGUUGAGCCCUGACCUCAUCUCCAGCAUAGCCCCAGAAAAAACCAGGCUGGAAGAGGUCAUGGCUGCUGCAAUCCUUACAAACCUAUCUACCAGCGCUGUGUCUGGGGCCCCUAGAUGCAACCUUCAGCCCAGGGUGAGACUCAGAAAACUAUGCUCAAGUAUGGACAGGGUCCAGAACUUCUGUUAUUCCAGGAUACUAAAGCCACCAAGCCUCAAACCUAAUAUGCCGCCUUCUAAGCUUGCCUCAAGCUCUCUAAGAGACAUCUGGAUCCUGAGUGCCCCUCAUUGCCAAAUUCUCCUAGUUGCCCCUACUCCUCAAGGCUCACAUCAACAGGUGGCAACUCACAAUCAGGGACUUGGAGAGAGCCAGCAGGCAGCAGUUUCUGCAAAGCAGCUUGAGACUUCUGAGCUUCUAAAUGGAAUGUCCCUGCAGAAUCUGGCUUGGAGCCUUGGAAGGAGGCCAGCCAUGUCUUCUCCAUUCACUCCAUCAACCCCGCUGCCCCCAGAAGCAGCCCACCUUCUGUUUGGGAGGCCCCUGAGAAAAAGGAAGAGCUCUCUUCAGGUCAUGUUCCAGUGCCUGUGGAAGAGCUGUGGGGGUCUGAGCACAGCGUCCGGGAUGCAGAGACACGUCCACCUGGUGCACCUGGGGAGACAGGCAGAGCCAGAGCAGAAUGAUGGAGAAGAGGACUUCUACUACACAGAGCUGGAUGUUGGUAUGGAUAAGCUGACUAACAGGUUGUCCAGCCUAACACCAGUGUCUCCUACAGUCUCCAUGCCACCUACCUUUCCUCAUGUGGAGUUCUCAGAGCUACUGGAUCCCCCAGUUCUUCCCAACCUGCCACAUCCCCUAACUUUGUUUCCAUCUCCCAAGCUCAGCUCUUCAGCUGUUCCACAGGUAUGCCACAGUGACCAAGCCUACCAGCAAGGUGAGGCCACAGAUGAAGAUUGGGGGCAGGUCUCAGAGCACUCUAGAGAGAAACAGAACAGGGGUUGUGACUCCUUCCAGAGAUGCCUGGCCCCCAACCACCUGGAGCCACAGCCCACUGAGGCCCAAGCCUACAUACCAGCCCUGUCUGCUAAGCUUGGGGUCAUCCUGGUAUGUCCCUGGGGUGAUUCCAAGAAGUGCUGGAAAGUGUAUGGCGUGGACCACAGGGACCUGUACACAGCCUGCCGCUGGAAGAAAGUCUGCCAGCAGUUCCUGGACUGAGCCCAUCCCAUGAUGCUACUGCCUGGCCCUUCUCCCACUCCCAGCCUGAAGCUACAGCAAACCUGUGAUGGAUUUGAUGACCUUGGACUCCUAGAGGUGGAGGAGUGACUCACUACUCCAAGUGCCUUGGAAGAAACCAGCCUUUUGCACUAAAGCCAAACUGCAUGUUGUCCUUUUAGCUCCAGAGGCAGCUUGCCUCCCUGCCUGUCACUCACAGACUUGUCAAAGAUGUCAGUGGGCUCUGCUAAAGCCUGUUUAAGUUGCACUUUGAGAGGUGUCAGGGAGAGUAUUCUCCUGCCCACAUUUAAAGAUGGUGGUUCCAGGCCCCCCUGGGGCUGACAUUUUACCAUGUUAAUGAAGUUCAGGUGUCUUGUGUCUGGGUUAUAUCAGCCAAGGAGAAAAAUUAAAAACUGUGGGGGUUGUUUGUUUGUUUUUCCAGAAA
Peromyscus maniculatus bairdii (prairie deer mouse) is the source of this 1681-nucleotide messenger RNA. Lineage: Eukaryota; Metazoa; Chordata; Mammalia; Rodentia; Cricetidae. The record is from RefSeq and is a predicted model, not a curated record.